Molecule: messenger RNA, 4290 nt
Organism: Oncorhynchus tshawytscha (Chinook salmon)
Lineage: Eukaryota; Metazoa; Chordata; Actinopteri; Salmoniformes; Salmonidae
Gene: pygma
Product: phosphorylase, glycogen, muscle A
Exons: 20
Coding region: 80-2614 (844 amino acids)
Biological process (GO): glycogen catabolic process
Cellular component (GO): cytoplasm
Molecular function (GO): pyridoxal phosphate binding; glycogen phosphorylase activity
Source: RefSeq, a predicted model, not a curated record
UGCUUCUGUAGUCGUAUCUGAACUGGCUGGACGUGCACCUGAAGUUGUAUUGGAACAAGGAAGCCAGGGGUAGAGCAUCAUGUCAAAACCGUUUUCAGACCACGAUAAAAGGAAGCAGAUCUCCGUGAGAGGUCUUGCUGGUGUGGAAAAUGUCGCAGAACUGAAGGUCGCUUUCAACAGGCAUCUCCAUUUUACACUGGUCAAGGACAGAAAUGUGGCAAACAAACGGGAUUACUACUUUGCUCUCGCCAACACCGUGCGCGACCACUUGGUGGGCAGGUGGAUCAGAACCCAGCAGUACUACUAUGAGAAAGAUCCCAAACGUGUGUACUACAUCUCCCUGGAGUUUUAUAUGGGUCGCACCCUGCAGAACACUAUGGUGAACCUGGCCCUGGAGAACGCUUGUGAUGAGGCCAUAUACCAGCUGGGUCUGGACAUGGAGGAGCUGGAGGACAUGGAAGAGGAUGCUGGCCUGGGAAAUGGUGGUCUUGGCCGUCUUGCCGCAUGCUUCCUGGACUCAAUGGCUUCUCUAGGCCUUGCUGCCUAUGGUUAUGGUAUCCGCUAUGAGUUUGGCAUCUUCAACCAGAAGAUUGUCAAUGGAUGGCAGGUUGAGGAGGCCGAUGAUUGGUUGCGUUACGGAAACCCCUGGGAGAAGGCCCGCCCUGAGUACAUGCGCGCCGUCAAGUUCUAUGGCAGGACCGAGCACACACCAGAUGGUGUGAAAUGGGUUGACACUCAGGUAGUGUUGGCUCUGCCAUAUGACACCCCUAUUCCCGGCUACAGGAACAACAUUGUCAACACCAUGAGACUGUGGUCUGCUAAGGCCCCGUGUGACUUCAACCUGAAAGACUUCAACGUUGGUGGCUACAUUCAGGCUGUGUUGGACAGAAACUUGUGUGAGAACAUUUCCCGCGUGCUGUACCCCAAUGAUAAUUUCUUUGAGGGCAAGGAGCUGCGUCUGAAGCAGGAGUACUUUGUGGUGGCCGCCACUCUGCAGGACGUCGUCCGUCGUUUCAAGGCCUCUAAGUUUGGCUCCAGAGAGGUCGUCCGCACAGACUUUGCCGAGCUACCAAACAAAGUUGCCAUCCAGCUGAAUGACACUCACCCUGCCAUGGCUAUUCCUGAGCUGAUGAGGGUCCUGGUUGAUGAGGAGAAGCUGGGUUGGGACAAGGCCUGGGACGUGUGUGUCCGUACAUGUGCCUACACAAACCACACCGUGCUGCCUGAGGCCCUGGAGCGCUGGCCCAUUGACCUGUUCCAUCACCUGUUGCCCCGUCACCUGGAGAUCAUCUUCGAGAUCAACCAUCGCUUCAUGGAGUAUGUUGCCUCUAAGUUCCCUGGAGACCACGACCGUAUGCGCCGCAUGUCCCUGAUUGAGGAGGGAGGAUGCAAGAAAGUCAACAUGGCUCAUCUGUGUAUUGUUGGUUCCCAUGCUGUCAACGGCGUGGCCCGCAUCCACUCUGAGAUCCUCAUCGCCACUCUGUUCAAGGACUUCUAUGAGUUGGACCCACACAAGUUUCAGAACAAGACCAAUGGGAUCACCCCCCGUCGCUGGCUGGUUAUGUGCAACCCCGGCUUGGCGGAGGUCAUCGCAGAGAAAAUUGGAGAGGAGUUUAUCCGUGACCUUGACCAGCUUAAGCGACUGUUGAAGUUCAUUAAUGAUGAUGCUUUCAUCCGUGACAUCGCCAAAGUCAAGCAGGAGAACAAGCUGAAGUUCGCUGUGCACCUGGAAGAGCACUACAAGGUCAAGAUCAACCCCCAGUCCAUGUUUGACUUCCAAGUCAAAAGAAUCCACGAGUACAAGAGACAGCUGCUCAACUGUCUGCACAUGAUCACCUACUACAACCGUAUCAAGAAGGAGCCCAACAAGCACUGGACCCCAAGAACCAUCAUGGUCGGAGGAAAGGCUGCACCGGGCUACCACACAGCCAAGAUGAUCAUCCGUCUCAUCACAGCUAUCGGUGAGGUUGUCAACCACGACCCUGUUGUCGGCGACCGCCUCAAAGUCAUCUUCCUGGAGAACUACAGAGUCACCCUGGCUGAGAAAGCCAUCCCCUCUGCCGACCUGUCUGAGCAGAUCUCUACAGCUGGCACCGAGGCCUCUGGCACUGGUAACAUGAAGUUCAUGCUGAAUGGUGCUCUGACCAUCGGCACCAUGGAUGGAGCCAACGUGGAGAUGGCCGAGGAGGCCGGAGAGGAAAACCUCUUCAUCUUUGGUAUGAGAGUGGAGGAUGUGGACGCAAUGGACGCCGGCAAAGGAUACCAUGCCUCUGAGUACUACAACCGUAUUCCCGAGCUGAAGCAGGCCAUGGACCAGAUUGCUGGCGGCUUCUUCAGUCCCAAGCAGCCUGACCUCUUCAAGGAACUUGUGGACCUGCUGAUGCACCACGACAGGUUCAAGGUGUUUGCUGACUACGAAGCCUACAUCAAAUGCCAGGACAAGGUCAACCAACUGUACAAGAAUCCCAAGGAAUGGACCAAGAUGGUGAUCCAUAACAUUGCGGGCUGUGGUAAAUUCUCCAGUGACCGCACCAUUGCCCAGUACGCCCGAGAGAUCUGGGGCAUGGAGCCCAGCCUGGAAAAGAUCCCUGCCCCCGAUGAGAAACUCAAAUAAGCUGUCCGUCCAAUCCCAUCCCCACCACUUACCCCAUGCUACUAAUGUUAGGAGAUAAGCACCAUUAGAUACGUCUGAGGAGAAUGGCAAAUAAUUUCUCAAAGCACUUGAAUGACUUUAAUGAUUGAUGUCUGUCUAAUUUGUCUCAUACACAGAGUUCUGGCAAUUCACACAUACCUUAUUGUGACAGGUCUUGAGACCAGAAUAGCAAUAAAUGAAGCAAUGAAGCAAUGCCUUCUGUUUUGUAAAAAAUAGAGAUGUGAAUUUACGGGUGUUCGCUGUUCCGUCACUAAUCAGACCGUGCAGGUAGUUACAAUCUAAACUGCUGUUGUGGCGAAGACAUGAGUUGUGUGGUGGGUUUUGUGUUUGGUUGUACAUUCUGGAGUUUAUCAAAAUGUAUGUAGGCUUGGAUCCAUUCUGAAUGAGUUCCUGUGGUCUGAAAUGCAAGAGUAGGUUGAGCUGUGUGUUUUUUAUCUUAGCUUGAAUGCUGUCAGUAUCGUGCAUGCAUUCUCAAAGCAUAGACUCUAGUCCAUGAUGAGAACAAUCAUUCUCUUAGUGUACUGCCAUGACCGUGCUGUGUUUGCCCCUCUUUGCGGACAAUAGACACUGGCCCUGAUCAGGCAGCUCAGAGCGUCUGCUCUUUUCUGUCCAUAAAAUGACAUGGAUGGGUUUGCCCCUCUACAUCCCAUCUACCUUACAUGUAUGGCAGUGUGGACUGGUGAGGGUAGAACGUCUCAUAAUAGUGGCCGCAACGGACUGGAUGGAAUGGCUUCAAACACAUGGAAACCAUGUGGAAACCAUGUGGAAACCAUGGGGAAACCAUGUGUUUGAUGUAGUUGAUACUAUUCCAGAUAUUCUGCCCAGACAUUAAAACAAGCCCGUUCUCCCCAAUUAAGGUGCCAGCAACCUCCUGUGAUGUAUGGUGCCUAACCCUCUGAGGGGACACAGGCCUGCAUCAAUAUGUUGUCUGAAUCUCCCACAGAAGGGUUGCUGAGGGGAGGACGGCUCAAAAUAAUGACUGGAAUGGAGUGACAGGAAUGGAGUGACAGGAAUGGAGUGACAGGAAUGGAGUGACAGGAAUGGAGUGACAGGAAUGGAGUGACAGGGAUGGAGUGACAGGGAUGGAGUGACAGGAAUGGAGUGACAGGGAUGGAGUGACAGGGAUGGAGUGACAGGGAUGGUAUCAACAACAUGGAAACCAUGUGUUGGAUAUUAUUCCGUUCCAGCCGUUACUACGAGCGUUUCCUCCCCAAUGAAGCUGCAACCAGCUACCUGUGGAUCUAGUCUUUUUACUUUUUAAUUGUGUAGAAAAAACAAUGCUAAACAGCUUUAUGUUUGUCAACUUGCAUAUGUUUCGUCUUUACCUGAAGAAAAGAACGUAUCCAUGUAGUCUAUUUGAAGGCCUCUGAGGGCUAGCCUGGGAACCAGUGAAGCAGAGCAGUGGAGGGGUGGGAUAACACAGCUGCUCCACAGUUGGAGGAAGCAUGUCAGUGUUUUGAUGUUGGAACCCACAUAAUGGCCUUGCCACCCUUUCUGAAACCCCAGCUCUCUGUUUGUUUCACCUUACGGCUGUCAAUAAUGCAAACUGUGGCCAACGAAGCCUCAUCCUCCUACCCCAUCUUUUCGGGAUGUUCUAGUCUAGUUAUACAAACACAUUAAAGUAUACUAGACACUAA